Molecule: messenger RNA, 3235 nt
Organism: Durio zibethinus
Lineage: Eukaryota; Viridiplantae; Streptophyta; Magnoliopsida; Malvales; Malvaceae
Product: heat stress transcription factor A-4c-like
Biological process (GO): regulation of transcription by RNA polymerase II; cellular response to heat
Cellular component (GO): nucleus
Molecular function (GO): RNA polymerase II cis-regulatory region sequence-specific DNA binding; DNA-binding transcription factor activity
Source: RefSeq, a predicted model, not a curated record
UCCUCUCCGUCAAUGCCACCCACAUUUAAAUUCCAAUCAUAAUUAUACCCGUAAUAAUACUAGUAACAAAUUUUCCUUUUUUUUUUUGUUUUUAAUAGUAAUUAUAGCAUCGUACAUUUCUCCACGCGCGGUUGAACGAACGAGAAUCCCAAAAUAUUCUCGAACCAGAAAAGGCAAAAAAAAACUUCAAAUUUCAAAAACGAUUCGUUUUUUUUUUUUUUUGUUCGCGUUUCGAAGUCUGGGUCUUCAACAUCAUCAUCUUCUCUGCAACUUCGUGUUUUUAUUUAUUUAUUUUUUUUGUUUUCUCUGUGUCUCUGUCUCAGGUAAUAAAAACUCAACUAACUGCUCGUGAAUUCAUCAGUUAUUUAUUUAUUUAGUUGUUGUUGCUUUUGCUUCAAGUUUUUUCCUUUUCUUUUAUUCGAAGAAAAUGAAAACAUAUGUUGUAAUAAAAGGACUUUUUAAUGACUUGUCAAAUGGUUGAUAGUUUCCAACUGAUAACAGAAUCAAAGAGUUUCUUUGUCUUUUCCUUUAAAAAAAAAAGUUGGGUUUUAAUUUUGGCUUUGGUUUGAAGACAGGAGCUUUAUAUAGCUAUUGCAGGUUCAAAACUUGGUGGGCUUUGGCUUCUCAAUUCUCUCUGGAUGUUGGUGAUGUUUCUUUUUUUCAAGUUGAAGCUGGAUAAUUCUUGAAUGAUAGAUGGAGUUUGUGAUUGGUGGGCAAAAGCGUUUUGCUUUCAUUGAAUUUUGGAGGAGAAUUUAGGGAUUUGAAUUGAGUUUUUAGGGAUUUUUAGCUUGCUAAACUGAAACAGCUGACCUCUUUGACUGGGUUUUGUCCAAGGAUAGAAGGGUUUUCUUUUAUUGAUCUGGGUUUUGAAAACUUUGGGUCUAAGGGUUUUGCUUGAUUGGGCUGAAACUUUUUCUCUUUUUUUAAGAAGUCAGUAAAGCUGUUUCUUUUCAUACAUCCAAGGUUAGAUGUUAUUGUUUAGGGACUGAUCUUGAUUGAAAUUUGUAGACUUGGGAAGUUGAGAGUCAUGAAUUAGGCCUUUUGGCAAGUUAUAGAUUCUGGUUGCUGAUAGCAAUCUUUGGUUGCAUAUGACAGAAGGGUGAUCAAAGGUUUGUUCUUUUGUUUGAUAUUGAUGGUUGGGGUGAGGAUGUUAGUUUGUAACGUCUGAGAGUUCGUUUUAUGAGGAAAUUAUAGGAGUUGGUUGGUAUUUGACUGCUGGGAACUGACUUUAGGGGGUUUGUGAUUACAUAUAAUUGAAUUUUUGGUAUGGAUGAGGCUCAGCAGGGCAGCUCAAGUUCGCUCCCUCCAUUCCUUGCAAAGACAUAUGAGAUGGUGGAUGAUCCUUCAACGGAUCCUGUUGUGUCCUGGAGUGCAAGUAAUAAAAGUUUCAUUGUAUGGAAUCCCCCAGAGUUUGCAAGAGAUUUACUUCCGAGAUUCUUCAAACACAAUAACUUUUCUAGCUUUAUCAGACAGCUUAAUACAUAUGGUUUCAGGAAAAUUGAUCCAGAGCAGUGGGAAUUUGCAAAUGAGGAUUUUAUAAGAGGUCAGCCUCAUCUUUUGAAAAACAUACACAGACGCAAACCAGUUCAUAGUCAUUCCAUGCAGCAUCUCCUAGGUCAAGGAGCUUCUCCAUUAACAGAAUCAGAGAGACAGAGUUUAAGGGAUGAGGUGGAGAGACUUAAGAAUGAAAAAGAGUCGCUUGUUUUCGAGUUGAAGAGGCACGAACAUGACCGGCAAGGCUUUGAGAUACAAAUGCGGGUUUUGAGAGAGCGGUUGCACAAUAUGGAACGGCAACAGCAAAUAAUGGUGUCUUCUUUCGCUCAAUUCUUGCAGAAUCCGGGACUUGCUAUAGAUCAAACACCACAAUUGGAGGCUCAUGACAGAAAGAGAAGGUUGCCUAGAAUUGCUUACUUAUAUGAUGAAGCUGGGAUUGAAGCUAAUCAGACAGGUUGUUCCCUAAUUGCUAGAGAAAAUGCAGAUAGCACAUCAUUGUCCAACACGGAGCCAUUUGAACAAUUAGAGUCGUCCUUGGUGUUUUGGGAGAAUGUGGUCCACAGUUUUGGUCAAACAAACGUUCAACUUAAUACAAGCCUAGAAUUGGAUGAAUUAACAAGUGCAGAAAGCCAAGCGAAAUCUUGCAUGCAGCUUAAUGUUGAUGGUCGGCCUAAAUCCCCUGAGAUUGACAUGAACUCCGAGCCUGUCACCAUCGUUGCUUCUGCGCUGAUUGCAGCAAAGGAGCAAGCUGCGGGUACCACUGCACCUUCAACAACUGGUGUUAAUGAUUUAUUCUGGGAACAAUUUUUGACUGAAAAUCCUGGUUCAACUGAUACUCUGGAAGUUCUGUCAGAAAGAAAAGAUUCAGAUGCCAGAAAGAAUGGAAACAAACCUGGUGAUCAUGGCAGAUUUUGGUGGAAUAUGAACAAUGUAAAUAACCUUGCAGAACAGAUGGGGCAUCUUACUCCUGCAGAGAGAACUUGAUAUUGGUUGAUUAUUUUUUCCAGCUUUUGAUGCCUCAAUAUUUCAGAUGUAAUAGAUUUAGUUAUAAUUGGUUUGAUGUGGAAAUAAGUAGAUAAUUUAUGUUUGAGGUCAUCUCCCUGAGCAUGCCAUGAUCUAAUGUUCACACCUCCCUUGUUCAUUAGUUUUUAGGUGCUAUAUAGUGUGAAUGUCAUAGCUUUUUUUAGACUGCUUCAACAUAGUUGAGUUCAGCUGCACAUAUUCUUGAGAAAUAAUGGCAUUUUUAUGGCAUGCUAAUAUCUUUAUUUUAUGGCAUAUAUAGUAAUUAUUUUGUUGCAUGCAGAAUGGAGUGUAUCGAAUGGCACCGUGGCUUCUUCCGGUAGUAGAAAGGUUUCCAAUUAUUUUUACCCCCAGCUUAAGAUAAGAAAAAAAAUUAUCGUGUUGAAAUUUGAAUUUUAAAUUUAUUAAAUAUUAUUUUUGAUAUGAACCAUAAGAUCAUAUAUUGUUGACAUCGAUAAAUAUGAUUUUUCAUCUGAAUAUCAACCAUAUCAUGUGCUGUAAGUAACUUUGAGCAUUUUCCGGUGUGUUAGGGCAAUUUUAAAGAUGAAGACAAGCAAAGUAUCUAUGGUUGCUGGCUCGGUUCCUGUUUUGCUCAACGUUUGGUCCAACCUGAUUUGUAAUUGAGGACUUGAACACGUCUGGGCUGGUUUGAGAUUUUGGAGUUUGAUGCUUUUAAAAGAAUGCACAUGAAUUAAAUAAAUAUUUCUAAUUUUAAUUUAAU